ACUAUCUGAUGUUAGUUGUGAAAUUAGUUAGUUACAGAUAUUAAUACAACUGAAAUAGCUGUAUUUUGACUUUUUUAUUAGCAACGUUGCAACGUUUUUGCAGCUAAAAGUCCGGUAAAGUAACAUUUGCAGAUAAAUAGUUGUAAUUAAAAUUGGUAGAGCGUUAUACCAAAACGAAAUAAUUUUGCUGGCACAGCAAACUGCUACUUAUUAUAAGGACAACAAAAAGAUUUGUUAUACGGAAGAAAAUAAUUUUGCUGUUGAAGUAAAAUCGUCGUUGCGACAGCGAUAAAAUUUAGUCGAUCAAAUUAUUUUGCUCUGCCCGUGCAUCCAGCAAACAGCAACUCCUAACAAAUCUUUUUGCCGUCCAAACUAACUUUUUCAAUGUCCCCGUGAUAACUAACAAUUUGCUGUGCCAGCAAAAUAUUUUUCUCCGCGCGCACAUAAGAGACCUUUCAAGUCUCAUCAAAACACCCAUCUGUCAAGAACGGUCACGUGACGUGGCUGUCGCAUGCGCAUCGAAAUGAGACUCCGUCGGUCGCUUCAUCUCCCACCACUGGGAUCGAAAGAGUUUAUACAUACCUGUUUGUUCGUCACCAUACUUGUAUACGUGCGGUCGGUGAAUAGAGGCGGUGACAAGUUGGAUCGCGAGUGAAUCGUCAUAACGCGCUUGUUAAGUUCCGCGGAAGGCCGGCGACACAAUAACACGCGAAGCGAUACGAGGGGAACGUGCUCGCGAGAGAGAGAGAGAGAGAAACACACACGUUGAUGCGUUGAACCCAACCUAACCUCCGAAGUUUACAAGCGUCAACCACGUUUUCCUCGACACUGCUGCGUAUCGCGUUUCGAGGCACAUCGGAAAGAGGGGAGACCUCGACACGUGCUCGAUGUCCGCUGGCAUGUUUCGCGCACCGGCGAAAACGUGUUGCUCGCCGUGCAUCCUCGCGUUCAACGUACUUUACACACUUUGGAGACAGAAUCGAGUGAUAUAGUGUUUACUGCAACUACAUACGCGUGACUGUGAUCGAUUAACUUAUUUCUUUUCUUUUUUUAUACGGUUAACGCUUGUACGUAGAGCUCGCGUCGACUUACCGUUUCUUGUGCAAUCCUAAUCACAUAUAUUACAUAAUAUAAUGACGUCAUCAAUACGCCACAUCGAGAUGGGCAGACUGAGCAAGAUACAGGAGAACGUUUCGCACAUCAGGAAUAUAUGUGUGCUCGCGCACGUGGACCACGGGAAGACCACCUUGGCGGAUUCCCUGGUCGCGAGCAACGGCAUCAUUUCGAACAAACUGGCCGGCAAACUGCGGUAUCUGGACAGCCGACCGGAUGAGCAGCUGCGUGGGAUCACCAUGAAGUCCAGUUCGAUAACGCUGCAUCACGUGCACGAUAAGGAGGAAUACGUGGUGAAUUUGAUCGAUUCGCCCGGACACGUGGAUUUCUCGUCCGAGGUCUCGACGGCCGUCAGGCUGUCCGACGGUGCUUUAAUCAUCGUCGACGUGGUGGAAGGCGUGUGUCCUCAGACACGCAGCGUCCUCUCCGUAUCCUACAUCGAGGGUCUGAAGCCGAUUCUGAUAUUGAAUAAGAUCGACAGGCUGAUCACGGAGAUGAAGCUGUCCCCGUUGGACGCCUACGUACGUUUGACGCAGAUCCUGGAGCAAGUGAACGCGGUGAUGGGCGAGAUAUUCGCGAGCGACGUGAUGGAGCGCGAGGACCGGGAGGAGAUAGCAGCGACCACUAACAGGACGAACGAGAGGAGUCUGGCCGACUGGCAGUCGGCGCUGGAGGAAAUAGACGAUUCCAAUCUAUACUUCUCCCCGGAACAGGGGAACGUUCUCUUCGCCAGCGCCUACGACGGCUGGGGCUUCGGCUUGAAGGAGUUCGCCAAGAUCUACGCGGACAAACUGGGCUUCAGCGAGAAGGUUCUGCGCAAGACGCUCUGGGGGGAUUUUUACGUAAAUAACAAGACGAAGAGGAUCAUGAAGGGGGCGCAGGAGAAGGCGAAGAAGCCGCUUUUCGUGCAGCUGAUUUUAGAUAACAUCUGGGUGCUGUACGAGACGUUGGUGAUACGGAAGGACAAGGGCAAGCUGUCGCACAUGGCGGAGAAGCUGAACGUCAAGCUGACGACCCGGGACCUCAGGCACACGGAUCCUAAGGUGCAAUUGCAGGCCAUCUGCUCGCAGUGGCUGCCUCUGGCGCGAGCCUGCAUCGACAUGGUGUGCGAGGUGGUGCCGGCGCCGGACAGGUUGAGCGGUGAGAAGGUCGAACGGCUAUUGAGCGGGAACAACAACUUCCGCGCGUUGCACUUGAAGACUCAGCAGCUGAAGUCUGCGUUCCUCGAGUGCAACCCGUCGACGUACCCCACCGUCGCGUUCGUAUCGAAGAUGUUCCCCGUGGACAGGGACAUGUUGCCCGAGAACAAGUCGAAGCCCCUGACGCCGGAGGAGUUGGCGCACAGGAAGGAGAUUGCACGGCAGCGGCACGCGGAGAGGAUGUUGCGGCAGGUCAACGGGGGGGAGGAGACCGCCAUGAACAACAACGAGGAUCUCGACGACAAGCCGGACAAUGCGCUGGUGGCUUUCGCCAGGGUGUACUCGGGUACUAUCCAGGUCGGGCAGGACCUCUUCGUCCUGGGGCCGAAGCACAAUCCCGCGAUUGCUCUGGAACGUAUGAACAAGGGCGAACUGAUGUACAAGGACGAGUACACGGUGGAGAGUGAUCUCAAGUCGGAGGUGCACAUCACGAGGGUCACGAUAAGGAAGUUGUAUCUUCUCAUGGGGAGAGACCUCGUGGCGGUGGACCGAGUCCCGGCGGGCAAUGUUUGCGGGAUCGGCGGCCUGGAGAAGUACGUGCUGAAGACCGCGACUCUCUCCACGACGAUCGCCUGUCCCUCCUUCACGGAACUCACUUCUCUCGCCGUCCCGAUCCUGAGGGUGGCCGUCGAGCCGAAGCAUCCGCAGGAUCUCCCGAGACUCAUCGACGGCCUGAAACUGUUGAAUCAGGCGGACGCCUGCGCCGUCGUUCGCAUGCAGGAGAACGGCGAGAUCGUCUUGAACACCGCCGGUGAGGUCCACCUGGAGAGGUGCCUGGAGGAUCUGAACUUGCGUUACGCGAAGAUCGAUAUUAACGUAUCGGAGCCGAUCGUGCCGCUUCGCGAGACGAUCGUGCCGCCGCCGAAGCUCGACAUGGUGAACGAGGCGAUCGAGAAGAAGACGGAGGAGGUCAGCCUGGAGAUGUGGACGCCCCAUCGGCAAUGUCGGUUCGAGAUGGACGCGAGACCACUGCCGGAGAGCAUCACGAAGAUACUGGAGAGGAACGCCGGCUUGAUGAAAUUGUUGGAUAACUACUGCGACGAUCACGCCAAGGCGUCCGUGUCGGACAAGAAGCGAAAGGAGAUCGCGGCGUUCAGGAACGAGCUGGAGGCGGCUUUCGACGAGGCGGGAUGGAAGGAGGAAUUCGAUCGAAUAUGGUCGUUCGGUCCUCGCAAAUGCGGCCCUAACGUCCUGUUGAAUGCGACCGAUUACAAGCAGAAGAGGUUGUGGGAUCACCAGGACGUGAAUCACGAUCCUCGAGCGAUGUACGACAACAGCGUGAUCAACGGAUUUCAACUCGCUACAUUGGCCGGUCCUUUAUGUGAGGAGCCUAUGAUGGGAGUUUGCUUUAUUGUGAAGAAGUGGGAGAUGUUUUAUGUUCCACAAAGCCAUCACCAUCAGAGCCGAGGACUGUUGAAUGGUCAUGUAAUGUCGACAUUUAAGGAAGCGUGCCGACGGAUCUUCAGUCUGCGACGUCCACGGUUGGUGAUGCCGAUGUACAGCUGUAACGUUUUAGUCAACUCCGAUGUACUCGGCAAAUUGUACGCGGUGUUUGGCAAGAGGCAAGGCCGCGUCAUCUCCGCGGACAGUGCUCACGGCUUCGGCGGACAUUUCAGGGUAUUAGCCGUCUUACCUGUCCAGGAGAGCUUCCACCUUGCGAGAGAACUGCGGACGCAAACGUCCGGAUUGGCCAGUCCGCAGCUAGUCUUUAGUCAUUGGGAGUUAUUGGAGCAGGAUCCUUACUGGGUACCAUCUACGGAAGAGGAGUAUCUUCAUUUCGGUGAGAAGGCAGAUUGCGCUAAUCGGGCGAAGAAAUAUAUGGACGCGGUUCGUCGAAGGAAAGGCCUUCCCGUGGACUCCCAGUUGGUUACACACGCCGAAAAGCAACGCACACUUUCCAAGAACAAGUGAUGCGGAGUUCUUCCGCGCCGGACUAUUGUCGAUUGGAUUUUCUAUUUGCGACUGUACGAAGUAGCAAAGGACACUACGACAAAGGACUGGAGAAAAGGCUAAGAAAAAGGACUAGAAAGACGGCGUUUACAUUCACUCCUCCUGAUUGUUAUUGUUAUGAAAUGAAAUCAAAUGUCGGCACCGGGGACACGAGUUAAUGUUCCCGUGUGACCGAUGUUUGCGAGGACACCGGUCCUCGAAGUGUUAAUUGGUACAAUAAAUCACGUCUUGCCGUAUAAUGUAAGAUUCGGCAUCCACACACACACACACACACAUCCUGUACAUAUUUUAUUUCGUUUCCUUUUCCGUUCGACCGAACACAUUUUCAGAGCUCGUAUCGUAUUUCAGUUUCACAUAUAAAUUUCACUGCAAUAUUACACUUGUAACACGCGCGUAAAACAAGGUAGUUUUUAAACGUCGAUCGACUUACAAGCGAGAUACGUCCCGAUUCGCGUGCACAGCGGACUUUAUAGUCGGACUCGAAAGCAUCCAAUCUGGAACGCUGCGCGCAAAUCGCAAGGAACUCGAAUUGGACGAGCGAGCAAAUGAGCCUCCAAUUACGUAUGCGACCGUUGCUCGCAUCGUCGUACAUGCUUGUAUAUAUAUACGUUCGAAAUCGUGCGACGGCUGUAUGUGAGAACGAAGAUGUAUAAUGUCUGAAUUAUAUUUUAUUUCACGUAAGAUUAAGGUCUAGAAAAUAAAAUAAAAAAAUACAUCGCAAUAUUAUCGCAAUAUUCUUGUAUAUAUUAUGUACAAUAAAUACGUUACUCUUUGAGACAAAUGUA
Dinoponera quadriceps is the source of this 5047-nucleotide messenger RNA. RefSeq names its product elongation factor Tu GTP-binding domain-containing protein 1. Gene Ontology annotation, biological process: cytosolic ribosome assembly. Gene Ontology annotation, cellular component: ribonucleoprotein complex; cytosol. Gene Ontology annotation, molecular function: GTP binding; GTPase activity; ribosome binding. The coding region runs from base 1134 to 4223 and encodes 1029 amino acids. NCBI's taxonomy places the organism in Eukaryota, Metazoa, Arthropoda, Insecta, Hymenoptera, Formicidae. The transcript is spliced from 6 exons. The record is from RefSeq and is a predicted model, not a curated record.